UCUCUGCGAUGCUAUCUGCGACUCGUCGCCACAUUAGCCCACCCACCGUGAAUCAACACGAACACGCGCCAGCACGCGCGCACGCACAGCCUCUUCUUCUUCCUCUCUCUCCCUCUCUCUCGCGCGAUAUAACAACAGCAACCACCUGGUCCUUAAUGCCGAUCUCGUGACGGAAAUGGAAUCCACCGGCUUCGGCCACCGCCGAUCUCCGUCCGGCGAUCGCUUGCUCGGCGUCUUCCCAUUCUCGCCGACUCCCGAUUCCGCCUUCCCCGGAGGCGGCGAGCUCAACGAGGCCGAGGUCUGCUUCUCCGGCGACUUCCCAGAGCCGAGGACCCGCCAUCGAUCGGCGCUCUUCUCCUCCGACGCGGCCCUCUGGGCCGGCGGCAGCAACAACCGCCAUCUGUUCUCCCGGCAGCUCCAGGGCAACGGCAUCCUCGCCGCGCUGCCCGGGGGAGCGGGGCCGCCGAACGUCGUGAUCCCCUCCAUUUCGUCGUCCCCGUCGAAGCCGAUCCCGCCGUCGGUGCCGAGGCGGCACCCGGCGGCCCAGGAGAGGGAGUACUCGCAGUCGAUGCCGUGCAGGAAGUUCCAGCAGUCGUCAGCCCCGAUGAACGUCCCCGUCCCCUUGUCGGCGAUGUCGAAGCAGGGGAAGAACAGGUUCUUCGAGGUGGACAACGAUUUUGAGGACGACGAGAUGCUUCCGCCUCACGAGAUCGUGGCUAGGGGAUCGGGCAUGUCGCCGAGGACGACUUUCUCUGUGCUUGAAGGUGCUGGGAGGACUUUGAAGGGGAGGGAUUUGCGGCAGGUGAGGAAUGCCAUUUGGCGCCAAACUGGGUUCCUCGAUUGACGCCACUGAAAUUGAAUCCUAUCGUAUGUGGAGAUGAUACUUUUUGUUGCCUUGGGCGUAUAGGACUUGGUUUAUGAUGAGUAUGAUUUUGUUGAUAAAAACAAUCGUGUAAAGGGUUAGUGAAAAGGGGUAAUUUAAUGGCGUAUGGCCAAUAUCUAUGUUGACUCUGUAACUUUUGGCGGUGAAAAAGCUUGAUUUUAGCCAGUUCUGCGUGGUUUUUUCUGAUGACAGUGUUUAGCAUCAUUCAGUCUCAGUACAAGUUGUCCGCGGUAUAAUUUGGUAGGUCUCUGUUAAUACUUGAGGCUCAAUGUACAAUGUUUCUCCAG
Molecule: messenger RNA, 1170 nt
Organism: Rhodamnia argentea
Lineage: Eukaryota; Viridiplantae; Streptophyta; Magnoliopsida; Myrtales; Myrtaceae
Exons: 1
Coding region: 176-844 (222 amino acids)
Source: RefSeq, a predicted model, not a curated record